AUGGCCUGCAUCCAUCCCAUUGCCGAGUUCAGCUACAGAUCAAAGUGUACCUUUCAGUGUGUUUUGGGGUUUAUGCUCAAAGGAUUAGAAGAACUGGAAUGCACAUCCUCUGGCAGGUGGUCAGCACAGACACCCACCUGUGAAGAUGUGAUUUGCCAACCACUGAUGAUUCCUACAAACGGGACCAUGAACUGUUCCUAUCUGAUCGAAAAUUUGAGCUACAGCUCAACCUGUGCCUUUAGCUGCUUGAAGGGGUUUUCACUGAAAGGACCUACAUUUCUCCACUGUAAUGAUCAUGGAAUCUGGAAUGAGCCAACACCAAGCUGCGAACUAAUUACUCUUUCCUGGGUGGACAAAUUGCGAAAUAUUGGAAUGAUCACUUUAGCAGUGGUCUCCCUUUUGUUCCUGAUUCUGAUAAUCUGGAUCAUUCUAAUGUGGCGCAGAAAGGUUAAGAAAGAAAAAGUUUCACCUUCAAGAAGGAAAUCCCUGAGAGAAACAUCUACAGUUUAGCGGUGUAAUGUAAUCAGUGUGCUACAGCUCAUGUAGGUAAAAAGUGCUUCAUAUCUGUAAGUUCCUAACAUAGAGGAGAGAGAGGGUCGUACAGCAGAAGAUUGUGGAUGGGAAACACACUCAGCUCUCAAUGGUGGCAGG
Callorhinchus milii (elephant shark) is the source of this 651-nucleotide messenger RNA. RefSeq names its product L-selectin-like. NCBI's taxonomy places the organism in Eukaryota, Metazoa, Chordata, Chondrichthyes, Chimaeriformes, Callorhinchidae. Gene Ontology annotation, cellular component: membrane; external side of plasma membrane. The record is from RefSeq and is a predicted model, not a curated record. Gene Ontology annotation, biological process: heterophilic cell-cell adhesion; leukocyte tethering or rolling; response to cytokine. Gene Ontology annotation, molecular function: oligosaccharide binding; sialic acid binding. Bases 1 to 510 code for a protein of 169 amino acids. The transcript is spliced from 5 exons.